Messenger RNA from Ixodes scapularis (black-legged tick), 4236 nucleotides. It is a transcript of the gene ebi, whose product is annotated as F-box-like/WD repeat-containing protein TBL1XR1. The record is from RefSeq and is a predicted model, not a curated record. The coding region runs from base 434 to 1915 and encodes 493 amino acids. NCBI's taxonomy places the organism in Eukaryota, Metazoa, Arthropoda, Arachnida, Ixodida, Ixodidae. The transcript has 14 exons. Gene Ontology annotation, cellular component: histone deacetylase complex. Gene Ontology annotation, biological process: regulation of transcription by RNA polymerase II. Gene Ontology annotation, molecular function: protein binding; transcription corepressor activity.
GGGACUACAUGGCGCCGACCGCGGAGGUACUUAUCACCACCGCACCCCACCGCACCAGCGGUGCCAGCGGCAGCAGACCACCAGACAAGCUUGUUUCUGCCUAUGUUUCUGCUCGCUUUUCUACACCAGCUGCCUGCCUACACGCUUUGACCAGCUUCGGCGGUCUAGCGACAGAGGUCGCCAUUUGUAGCAAAUUUUUUUUGGCGACGAUGGGUGUUAAGUUUAAUUUGCCUUUUCAUUAAACGUACAAAAUGACCACAUGCGAUUCGCAUACAUAGUGGAAGAACGAAGACACUAGGAGUACUUCACAAGCCGGAUAUUUGACGUCGUCGAGUGGUGUUUGUGUCAGUGCUUUCAGCGGCGAUCGUCGAGGCUUUCCAUCGCGGUUUGACGGAAAAGGAGGUCUUAUGUGUUUUCACACUCAAGCCGCAAGAUGAGUUUUAGCAGCGAUGAAGUUAAUUUUCUCGUGUACAGAUACUUACAAGAAUCGGGGUUCUUCCACUCGGCGUACACGUUUGGCAUUGAGAGCCACAUCAGCCAGUCGAACAUCAACGGGGCACUGGUGCCUCCGGCAGCGCUGCUCUCCAUCAUCCAGAAAGGGCUUCAGUACACGGAGGCGGAGAUCAGCAUCGGGGAGGAUGGGUCGGAGCGGAUGAUAGAGUCGCUGUCGCUGAUAGACGCCGUCAUGCCGGACGUGGUGGCCUCUCGGCAACAGCAGGCGCACAACAGCAAGAAUGCGGUGGUCAAGGCCGAGCCCAACAACACCAACGGGGACGACGCCGCCCACAACUUCGCGGCCAAUCACAACGAGACGAUGGAGGUGGACGGCAGCGUGGAAAUCCCGAGCAGCCGGGCGACGAUACUACGGGGUCACGAGUCGGAGGUGUUCAUCUGUGCCUGGAACCCAACCUCUGACCUCUUGGCAUCUGGGUCCGGUGACUCCACGGCCCGUAUUUGGAACAUGAACGACAACAGCCAGAGCCCCAACCAGCUGGUGCUGCGCCACUGCAUCCAGAAGGGGGGCACCGAAGUUCCCAGCAACAAGGACGUCACUUCCCUCGACUGGAAUUCCGACGGGACGUUGCUGGCUACGGGGUCGUACGACGGAUUCGCCCGGAUAUGGACGACAGACGGUCGCCUGGCCAGCACACUGGGCCAGCACAAGGGUCCCAUCUUUGCGCUCAAGUGGAACCGGAAAGGGAACUACAUCCUGAGUGCAGGCGUGGACAAGACGACCAUCAUUUGGGACGCCAGCACGGGCCAGUGCACGCAGCAGUUUGCCUUCCACACGGCGCCAGCCCUGGACGUGGACUGGCAGAGCAACACGAGCUUUGCCUCCUGCUCCACGGACCAGUGCAUCCACGUCUGCAAGCUGGGCUCGGACAAGCCGGUCAAGACCUUCACAGGACACACGAAUGAGGUGAAUGCCAUCAAGUGGGACCCCCAGGGUGUGUUGCUGGCCUCCUGUUCAGACGACAUGACGCUCAAGAUCUGGAGCAUGAAGCAGGAUGCCUGCGUGCACGACCUGCAGGCGCACAACAAGGAGAUCUACACCAUCAAGUGGAGCCCCACGGGACCGGGCACCAACAACCCCAACAUGAGUCUCAUCCUUGCCAGCGCGUCGUUUGACUCGACGGUGCGGCUCUGGGAGGUGGAGCGGGGCGUGUGCCUGUACACGCUGACCAAGCACACGGAGCCCGUGUACAGUGUGGCCUUCAGCCCCGACGGGAAGUUCCUGGCCAGCGGGUCCUUCGACAAGUGCGUCCACAUCUGGUCCACACAGAGCGGGAACCUGAUCCACAGCUACAAGGGCACCGGCGGCAUUUUCGAAGUUUGCUGGAACCUCAGGGGGGACAAAGUGGGGGCCAGUGCGUCGGACGGUUCGGUGUUUGUUCUCGACCUCCGGAAGUUAUAACAUGGUCUCCGCAGAAAGCAUCGCAAUCUAUUUCUGCCUCUAGAAAAAAAAGGAAGUACUUCCGGGGAACUCUGGGGCUGACCAACUAAAACGGUCAUGUUUUAGACUUUUUUUUCAUUGUCAUUCAGACUGUCACCGACCCCAUGGGCAAAUUUUUUUAUUUCAUUUUCACUCCUGGUUAGCCCUUUUCUCAUUACAUCUGUGCCGACGUGACGUGGACCUCGAAGUGUCAAUGGCAUUUCCUCAUCCUUGAAAAGGACAAGAGUGGUUCCCCGACUGUCGUCGUCUAUUCACCUUGAAGCCAGUGGAAGAGCGCUGCAGCAUCCUUGGCACACUGUUGUCUUACGGAAGUGGUGCACGAAGAAUGAUGCUAUUUUACCUCCUUUUUUGUUGUCUUUUUUGUUUGUUGACUCGUUUUUCUUUGGCCAACCGAGACAUGUUUGACGUUUGUGCUCUACAUGCCAUUCUUUUUUUAUUGACUUUCGGUGUAUCGGCAGCUAUACCCAAAUGGCUCUGGUGCUAAGAAAAGACUUUUCCUGCAUUGAUUUAAGGAUCGUCCGAAUACUUUCUCUUUGGGAUGUGCAUAUGUAAUGAUUGGGUUAUAUCUGGGAAAACAAAUGGUGAUUGUUUCUUGGUUUGUAGGGGCUAGUUUGUCUUCCUUUUUUGGCUGUAGAUUGUCCAAUAAUAUGUAGAGUAUGGAUGUGGCCAAGAGCAUCUUGUAACAAAAUUAAAUUUCUAUCGAGUAAUUCACUAAGUAUCUGCAGUAUAAAAAUUUGCUCAUCCUGUGAAGAUCAACUUGCCUAAGUUAUGUCCACAAAGAUAUCUGUACCUUUUUCGGCAGGCCGCGAAAGCUACGAGUGCGACGCCGUAGCUCGGGAAGGACGUCUCGGUGUGCUUCCUUGCUACAAGAUCUUUCCAAGGUUGCUCUCACAGCCUUUAAAGGACUUAUGCUAGGUAUAGAUUAAUCCGAUUCACAAAUCUGAACACGUUAGCGUCCCUCUUGGAGCCAUACGUUACCUUGAAAUUCGGGAAAUGAUAGUGCAAUAAGAAGUUUGACAAUGAAAUUCAUGCGAGCAUAGCUCCACCUCAAGAGUCUGGCACAUGCACUUGGCCUUUCUACCAACCGUUUUCAAAGCCAUGUCUUUGCACUCUACUACGUGCGAGGUGCUCACUUUCCGACUAGGACAUGGAAAUGAAGACAAUACCUGUUCUUUCGAACUGAGGACAGCUACUUCAUCGACCUUCCAUUAAGUUUUCCGGCGCAAAGCACUGGUGAGCGGGUCUGUCCAAAAGCAAAUCUUUUGGGCCUUGCAGCUCCCCUCAUUUGGGACAGACAUUUGGCACUUUCACUGUCGGGAGCUCGCAACAAAUUUCGGAAGGGGUCGUUAUAUGGCCAAGAUUGACACUAUAGAACUUGCAUUCUAUCGUGUCGAGCUCGUUGAAUAUCUUGUGCGCUACGUUUAUGUUCCGGCUAGUGUGUUUGACAAUGAAGAUGCUGGCAGAUUUGUUUUCCUCUGGACUGAAUUUGAAGGCCUCCAUCGCUCGUGGCUGCUUGGCAUCACCACAACGACUGUUGAGGCCGAAUGAUGUUGCAGUGCUUGAAAUUGGGUCGUACGGCACGCCUUGUCCGUCUGUGCUUUGUUGCAGCCCCUCCCAGGACGUAAGCAGUGGGGACCCAUUCACGCAGUACCUUAGGUAUACUUGCAUCCAAACCGUGCCAGCAACUCGAGGAGUAGCUUCGCAGGCGACAUUCGAGGCAGUGAUGUCUCGGUGACACGCAACGUAAGCAAAUGUUGCUGCGUGAACGGGCCUCAAUGCUUGCGGUUAGGAAACAUACAGUUCCGGAGCCGCGCGUUGUGCGAGGACCCUUGUUGCGCCAUUCUCGCCAGGCUGGUGUCGGUUGGCGAGACCCAUCCCAGCAGCACCCACCGACUGCAGAGAUGGGGUGUUUUGUCCAGGCCUUGUUGACCGUUUGAACAUGCUUGACCAGUUGGCUAGGAACACUAUUCUAGCCCUUCCGGGGACAUUUCCUCGGAACGUCCAAUCCCAAGUUCUGGUGGACGAUUCUAGGCCUGGUUGUGCCCAUCGUCAAUUUUGGUUUCAUUUUAACUGUCCUCUGUCCCUCAUGGAGUGUACAUAACAGAGACAGAGUGCACCAUUUGAUAGGAUUGUAUAUAAGGACUCGGAAAAUUAUUUCCUUGAGCAGAAACAUGCUGCUGUACUUGAUGUGCCUAAAGGUGAUGGUUUCAAAUGCGACACAUCUGUACAAUUGGGCCUCGAGAGGUGAAAUUUAGAUAAAAUAAUACUGUGAAGCUUCUCCA